CGCAUUCACACUGGAGAGAAACCAUAUGUAUGUCAGCAAUGUGGUAAAGGAUUCACUAGUUCUGGAUAUUGUAAGCGACAUGUACGCAUCCACAUGGGAGAGAAACCAUAUGUAUGUAAGCAAUGUGGGAAAGCUUUUAACACUUGGGGAGACUGUAAGAAACAUGAAAGAAUUCACACGGGAGAGAAACCCUAUGUGUGUCAGCAAUGUGGGAAAGCUUUUAACACACGUACAAAUUGUAAGGUUCAUGAAAGAAUUCACACUGGAGAGAAACCAUAUGUGUGUAAGCAAUGUGGGAAAGCUUUUACCAGACAUGCAAAUUGUAAGGAACAUGAAAGAAUUCACACAGAAGAGAAACCAUAUGUGUGUAAGAAAUGUGGGAAAGCUUUUAAAACAUGUGCAUAUUUUAAGGUUCAUGAAAGAAUUCACACUGGAGAGAAACCAUAUGUGUGUAAGCAAUGUGGGAAAGCUUUUACCAGACAUGCAAAUUGUAAGAAACAUGAAAGAAUUCACACAAAAGAGAAACCAUAUGUGUGUAAGAAAUGUGGGAAAGCUUUUAAAACAUGUGCAUAUUUUAAGGUUCAUGAAAGAAUUCACUAUGGAGAGAAACCAUAUGUAUGUGAGCAAUGUGGGAAAGCAUUUACCAGACAUGCAAGCUGUAAGGAACAUGAAAGAAUUCAUACAGGUGAGAAACCAUAUGUGUGUAAGCAAUGUGGGAAAGCUUUUAAAACACGUGCAUAUUUUAAGGUUCAUGAAAGAAUUCACACUGGAGAGAAACCAUAUGGAUGUAAGCAGUGUGGGAACGCUUUUAGCACAUGGGGAAAUUGUAAGAAACAUGAAAGAAUUCACACUGGAGAGAAACUCUAUGUAUGUAAGUAAUGUGGGAAAGCUUUUAAAAUGCAGUGAGAUUGUAAGAAACAUGAAAGAAUUGACACUGGAGAGAAACUCUAUUUAUGUAAGCAAUGUGGGAAAGACUUUACCAAUUCUGGACAUUGUAAGCAACGUGAAAGAAUUCACACUGGAGAGAAACCAUAUGUAUGUAAGCAAUGUGGGAAAGUUAUUACCCAUCAUGGGCAUUGUAAGCAACAUGAAAGUUCACACUCAACAUAAAACCAGUGUAUGUAAGAAUCAUGAGAAUGGUUUGAGCACACGUAUAUAUUGCAUAAUGUAUGAAAAUCUUCACACUGGGCAGAAAACUUAUAUAUGUUAGGAAUGUGCGGAAGGUUUCAGCAGAAAUGCUCAUUGUCCAAUACAUUAUAAAAUUUAGACUGUUGAGAAACCCUGUGUAUGUGAAGAAUGUGGGAAAGCUUUCACCAAACAUGGAUAUUGUAAAAUACAUCCAUGACUUCACACUGGUGGAAAACCCUAUGUAUAUAACAGUGUGGCAAAGCUUUUACCACAUACAGUCAUUGCAAAACACAUGAAAGAAUUCAACUGGGUACUUCCGGGAGAACAUGGCGGACAGAUAACAGCUACUACGGAGGCUCUCUGAAAGUCUCGGCUCAGAAGUCAGGAAGGGUGCGGAGUAAGGAGACAUAAGCAGGUGGAGAUAUACUCUGCUGACUCAGGAAUGAACUGGGCUGAGAGAAACCAACUUGGAAUGCAGUCCUGGUGCUAAAACAGGAACAGAAAAGUGUGGAGGCUGGAGCCCUUGCCAUUGGAAGCCACGAUUUGGGUUUCCUGCCACGCGGUGACUGUCUCUACAUCAGCUCAGCAAGGAGGGAGACGCACAGAGGCUAUGAGAAUGGGAAUCUGCGAACAGAGUCGAAAACAGGAUGGGCAGGGAGGCGUGCACUGACUUGUGAGGUGAGUGAGAGAAACUGACACUCUACCACAGUUUGACUCCAAUGGAGGACAUUCUGGGCCCGAGUAGUCCUGCAUGAGCAGGGCACGGUGGUGACUUCAGCCAUACAUCCCCCUCUCAGGCAGGAUUGCUGAAAAGUGCCUGUCCUGUGUGGUGCUGCUGGCGGACCCAGUAGGCUGGCCCGAUCCAAAUCCCAGAGCCUGAUGGUGGCCGGGAGGGGCAGGCCCCACAUAGGAUGCCUGGUCUGGAACAUCCUGGUGUGCUGCGGUGGGUGAGAACACCUAACCGGCGAAUUCGAUCAGGCUGUGGCUGACGGAGAGAAGCUGGGCCUCUUAUAUAAGCUUGCAUAUAUAAGGAACAGAGAAUAUGGGAAGAGGCAGCAACAAGAAAGUCUCCUUGGCCCCCAAUUCGGAGAAACAGGUAAUAGCGGACACCGCACCAAUAGACAUAAAGCGCCAUAUAGAGAGCCUCAUAGAUCAGUUCAGGAAUGAAGUUUUCAUUGAACUGAAGCUAGAAGUAUGCAGAAUAGUUAGAGAAAUGCUAAGCAUCACCCAAGAAAAAACAGAUGUUGGAAUGGAAGAACAGAAAAAGAGGGGAGAAUUGUUUGAUGGAGAAAACAGGGAAAGCAUAGAAUACGUGAAGCAGGUUCAAAGAGACUACCAAGAAGCUAAGAAGUCUAUCGAUAACUGGUAUAACAGCUUGAA
This is a messenger RNA of Cavia porcellus (domestic guinea pig), 2508 nucleotides long. Its product is annotated as zinc finger protein 709-like. The record is from RefSeq and is a predicted model, not a curated record. Lineage: Eukaryota; Metazoa; Chordata; Mammalia; Rodentia; Caviidae. The transcript has a single exon. The annotation marks the transcript as partial.